AUGAGGAUUCGGAAAUUUUCAAUGAACUCCGUUUCUUCUCCUCCUCCUCCUCCUCCUCCUCCUCCUCCUCCUUUAUCUUCUUCGCCAUCUUCAUCAUCAUGCUCAUUGAUCACCACCCAUUCUUUUGCAUCAUCCACAGAUUCGACCUCUUCAGUACCAUCAAAUUGUACUUCUUUUCCAUCAAUCGCUUCAACCCGUUGCGAAGGUCUUGAUCUACUGGUGAAGGCAAUUCACCAUGUUGCAUCAGGAUCAGUAGUGGGAGUGCCGUAUAUACAGAAAAGAGUGAUCAGGCGAAGAAGAAGAGCUCUCAGAUUCACCAAACUGAACAUAACCCAAAUUUUUCUGGAGAAAAAAGAACCAGAAGUGGGAAAAAAAGAAGUCCAAGUUCAAGCAAAGUCGAAGCAGAAGAGACAGAGGAGAGCAAUGGCAUUGCCAUCUAAGUACCAUGAUUCUGUUCUUCAGCCAUGGAAACAAGUGAGCCGGCGACAGAGAUCCAUCAAGAUCCCUGAUGAAAUGGGUUCGUAAGUAGCUGCUUUUCCUGGGUUCUGCAUAUUUGAUCUUCAGCUUUUCUACCACAGAUUCGCAGUAAUUGUUACUUCAUUGCUCAUUAUUCUUAUAGUGGCAAGUGGGUAUUUUACUGCUCAAGAAUUAUGUGCUUGAUUUACUUUUACUUCUCUCGAUCAUUGGGAAAAAAAAUGAAAUUUUGUAUUGGGUUUAAAUUUUAUUCGGAUCUAUGUAUAUCAGAUCACUAAUUCAAU
Ilex paraguariensis (yerba mate) is the source of this 758-nucleotide messenger RNA. The record is from the annotation of a GenBank genome assembly. Lineage: Eukaryota; Viridiplantae; Streptophyta; Magnoliopsida; Aquifoliales; Aquifoliaceae.